CGGCGUCAUAGUGUGGUUAGGCUCGGCUUCUAGAUGUUGAUUCGGUGGGGCCCCCAGUUCAAGAAUUAUUUGAUGGGGAGGACGAGCGACUGUUUCCUUUCUCAACUUUCCUUUUGCAGCGUAGAGAAUCACAUUGCCACAACUGCUUCACGAUGUUAACGAGGAGAAACCUACUUUCGUCCACACGGCGCAUCGCAAAUGCGCAAACCAGUCGAUCGACGGCGAGAGUCUUAGCUCUCCGCCCAACUCUUGCCGACUCAGCUUUAACACCCACCACAACAACACCAAGAUGUAACCCCCCACGACUUGUACCCUCCAUCUCGACAGUGCGACACUAUGCGAACGGCCGACCGCACCCGCCAGGGGGCACGCACCGGAUGGACAUGAGCGGCGGGGAGGAGAAACCGGCACUCGAACAAUACGGAAUCGACCUCACAGCCAAGGCAAAAGAAGGCAAGCUGGACCCAGUCAUCGGGCGGGACGCGGAGAUCCAGCGGACGAUCCAGGUCCUGUCGCGGAGGACCAAGAACAAUCCCGUCCUGAUCGGCCAGGCGGGCACGGGCAAGACGGCGAUCUUGGAGGGUCUGGCGCUGAGGAUAGUCAGGGGCGACGUGCCCGAGUCGAUAAAGAACAAGCGCGUCAUCACGCUGGACCUAGGAAGCCUGAUCGCGGGCGCCAAGUUCCGCGGCGACUUCGAGGAGCGGCUCAAGAAGGUGCUCAGCGAGGUGGAGCAGGCAGAGGGCCAGGUCAUCCUGUUUAUCGAUGAGCUGCACACGCUGCUUGGGCUCGGCAAGGCCGAGGGCUCGAUCGAUGCCUCGAACCUGCUCAAGCCGGCACUUUCUCGUGGCGAGCUCCAGUGCUGUGGUGCGACCACGCUGAACGAGUACCGGCUUAUCGAGAAGGAUGUGGCUCUGGCACGGCGGUUCCAGCCCAUCCUGGUCAAUGAACCCACCGUGGAGGAUACCAUCAGCAUUCUGCGUGGCAUCAAGGACAAGUAUGAGGUCCAUCACGGAGUCCGCAUCACCGACGGGGCCCUGGUUGCCGCGGCUACAUACUCGAACCGUUACAUCACAGACAGAUUCCUCCCCGACAAGGCUAUCGACCUGAUGGACGAGGCUGCAAGUUCAUUGCGGCUGCAGCAAGAGAGCAAGCCAGAAGACAUCAUGCGGCUUGAUCAGAGGAUCAUGACCAUUCAGAUCGAGCUGGAAAGCUUGCGGAAGGAGAAGGACGUCGCGAGUCGGGAGCGCCGGGAGAAGUUGGAGGCCGACUUGCAGGCGUUGCAAGACGAGGUCAAGACGCUCAAUGAGCGAUGGGACAAGGAGCGUGGCGAGAUCGACAAUAUCAAGAAGACACAGGCAGACCUUGACAAGGCAAAGGUCGAGCUCGAGAUGGCCCAGAGAGAGGGCAACUUCGGGCGUGCCUCUGAGCUCAGAUACAGCGUGAUCCCGUCCCUGGAGCAGAAGCUGCCCAAGGAGGGAGAGGAGGGAGAGCAGCCCAAAACGGACGGCACCCUCAUCCACGACAGCGUCACUGCAGAUGACAUCGCACAGGUCGUCGCCCGCAUCACUGGCAUCCCCGUGUCCAAGCUCACGUCAGGGCACAUCGAGAAGCUGGUGCACAUGGAGGACACCCUGCGGCAGUCGGUCAAGGGCCAGGACGAGGCGCUCGAGGCCGUCGCCAACGCCGUGCGCAUGCAGCGCGCCGGGCUCUCGGGCGAGAACAGGCCGCUCGCCAGCUUCUUCUUCCUGGGCCCGACGGGCGUGGGCAAGACGGAGCUGUGCAAGAAGCUUGCGGGGUUCCUCUUCUCGACCGAGUCGGCGGUCGUGCGCUUCGACAUGAGCGAGUUCCAGGAGAAGCACACCAUCUCGCGGCUCAUCGGCGCGCCCUCGGGCUACGUCGGCUACGACGACGCGGGCCAGCUGACCGAGGCGGUGCGGAGGAAGCCCUACGCCGUGCUGCUGUUUGACGAGUUCGAGAAGGCCCACCGCGACAUCUCGGCCCUGCUGCUGCAGGUCCUCGACGAGGGCUACCUCACCGACGCCCAGGGCCACAAGGUGGACUUUAGGAACACCAUCAUCGUGCUGACCUCGAACCUCGGCGCGGACAUCAUCGUGAGCGACGACCACGCCCGCGAGGACGGCUCCGUCUCCCCCAAGGUGAAGAAGGACGUCAUGGACGUCGUCAGCGCAAACUACCCGCCAGAGUUCAUCAACCGCCUCGACGAGUUCAUCUUCUUCAGGAGGCUGUCGCGUGAGGCGCUGCGCGACAUCGUCGACAUCCGCCUGAGGGAGCUGCAGGAGCGCCUCGACGACAAGAGGAUCACGCUCAGCGUCCCCGACGGGGUGCGGACGUGGCUCGCCGACAAGGGCUACGAGCCCAAGUACGGCGCGAGGCCGCUCAACAGGCUCAUCACGCACAAGAUCAGCAACAAGCUGGCGGACAAGAUCAUCAGGGGCCAGAUCAAGAUGGGCCAGACGGCUGUGGUGUCUGUCAAUGAAGACGGGUCUGAUCUGGAGGUCAAUGCUGAGGGCGAGUCAUAGGGUUGGUCUUACGGUAUGACAUUUUCAUCAGUGGCGUUAUGGGGAUAGGGAAAUAUGGCUGGGGAAAAAAAAGUCUACGACAGUGACAGUGGCAUGCAUUGGCGUCCUAUUGUAUAUUCAUGUGCAUCUCUUCUCAAAGAUACCAAUAAUUUCACUUUUCGAAAAGG
Diaporthe batatas is the source of this 2707-nucleotide messenger RNA. RefSeq lists its product as uncharacterized. Gene Ontology annotation, biological process: cellular response to heat. The coding region runs from base 153 to 2540 and encodes 795 amino acids. NCBI's taxonomy places the organism in Eukaryota, Fungi, Ascomycota, Sordariomycetes, Diaporthales, Diaporthaceae. The transcript has a single exon. The record is from RefSeq and is a predicted model, not a curated record. Gene Ontology annotation, cellular component: cytoplasm; mitochondrial matrix. Gene Ontology annotation, molecular function: ATP hydrolysis activity; ATP binding.